AUGAGACUUACGCUAGUCGUGUGUAGUUUUCUGUUCGGUUUGAUCCUAGCUCCAAUCGAUGGCAGGCUCAAGUAUGCGGAAGUCCUGCCGAGUGAUUCGUUCGAGAGCCUACUCCUCUCGCCCUCGCACCCCAGUGUAGUGAGUGGAGCAGGUGUUGGACGUGCUGACGGUGCUGUUGCUGACCAGCAGUUUGCUGCUGCUGUACGUAAUCCAGAUCCCCUCGCAGAUGAGCCGGAAGACAAGCCCAUUCCAUCGGCAGAUGGAGGGUCCAACACCCUGUUACCAGUCAACUGCUUCCCACCAGCCGACCGUCAGCACAAGUAUGACUGGGCACGGUACUACCUGCGCCAGCUGGCGGCUGGACUCUCCCGGAAUGGUCCACUUGAAUCCACGGCUAUGGUUGAGCAGUUCCCUCGUUUGGGUUCAACAGCAUCCAAACGUUCGGACUUUAACCGCGAACAAUCAGCGGACUUAUACGCCCAAUAUCCUACCUCUUGCGCCUGUCAGACGAAGUACGAGCUGCUCGAUUUGGGAUACACGCACUUUCCGCGCUACAUCGUGAACGCGAUCUGCCAGAACAGAAGCGCCAACAGCCGCAAGUGUUGGCGCGGUUCAAGCUGCAAGGAGAUCCCGUACAAGGUGCGUGUCCUGACGAAGCGCUCAGACAACGAGUCGGGCGAACAGGAUCACCAUUCGACGCUGCUGCCGGAACCGUUGCGCGAGUACUGGCGCUUUAAGACGGUCACGAUUGCUGCCGCCUGUCAGUGCUCGAUCUGACGGAUGAGGUUGCGGAUGAGGACGUCGGGCGAAUAAAUCAGGUCGUUCACAUUGGCAAA
This is a messenger RNA of Anopheles nili, 836 nucleotides long. RefSeq lists its product as uncharacterized. NCBI's taxonomy places the organism in Eukaryota, Metazoa, Arthropoda, Insecta, Diptera, Culicidae. Gene Ontology annotation, molecular function: prothoracicotrophic hormone activity. The coding region runs from base 1 to 777 and encodes 258 amino acids. The transcript is spliced from 3 exons. The record is from RefSeq and is a predicted model, not a curated record.